AUGACAUCCCCACCCCGCCCCUCCCGCCCCUCACGCCCCUCCCGCUUUAUCGAAGGUCCACCCCUCACACCUCCAAACCUCCAACAAGCACCCGAUCUCCUCCUCGCGAUCCUAUCACAGAUGGACGAGUGCGAGUGCGCGCGCAAGAAAAAACGCACUAGCACCAACAACAACAAUAAUAAUAAUAAUGAUAAUUAUGCUGAGGAGGGAAGCAGAAACAGGAGAAGAGGGGAUGGAAGAAGAGCUAGAGGCUGGAGUUUGAGUUUAGGUUCGAGUUCGAGGACGUGGGUAAUGCGAAAUGCGAAUGCGAAUGCGAAUAGCCAGCCAUACCUCAUCAAACACGACAACCCCAGCGCCCCUAAAGAAAAGCGCGGCAAGAAGAAGAAGAAGAAGAAGAAGAAGAAGAAGAAGAGCCGAAAGUUAAAGGCAUGGAUAUUUAGAGAUUUGAGAUUUGGGAUUUGAGAGUUGAGGGGAG
Messenger RNA from Amorphotheca resinae ATCC 22711, 475 nucleotides. RefSeq lists its product as hypothetical. The record is from RefSeq and is a predicted model, not a curated record. The transcript is spliced from 2 exons. Lineage: Eukaryota; Fungi; Ascomycota; Leotiomycetes; Helotiales; Amorphothecaceae. The coding region runs from base 1 to 462 and encodes 153 amino acids.